Molecule: messenger RNA, 822 nt
Organism: Caenorhabditis elegans
Lineage: Eukaryota; Metazoa; Nematoda; Chromadorea; Rhabditida; Rhabditidae
Gene: C25E10.11
Product: INSulin related
Exons: 3
Coding region: 396-722 (108 amino acids)
Source: RefSeq, marked reviewed
AGACAAACUGCAAAUAAAUUACCAAAAAACACGUAGUUUUCAUCACUAUGAAAUGGGUCAUCGAAAUAGGCCUAAAAUCCAUUUUUUUUAAACUAUUUUAAUCACGGAUUUUAUUUAUUUCAGUACUGGUAUCCAAGCCAGACUAUAUGAACUCGAAUGAUAAAGACACUCUCUGCCAAGGUAUCAAUUGUUUUGGAAUGAAUACUUGCACAAUUGUCCGAGUUCCUUGUAUAGAUGAUCCAACCUGCAUUAAUUAUUUACCAUUCUGUGAUGACUCUCCACUUACAACAUAAACCUAUAAUUAUUCAAUCCUCGUAAACAUUAUGAGGUUUUUUUUCGAUGGUGCUACCUUAAUUUUUUUAAAAUUUUCCUUCAACCAAUAUUUUUUUCUUAAAAUGGCAUCCUUUCGAGCAAUAUACAUAUCGGUGACUUUAAUGUCUAUAGUCAUCAUAUAUCUCAACUCGUUCGCAAACGAAGACAAACCCAGAUUGGCUCGGGAAAACCGUCCCUAUACUAUUCUCAGUACUCAUUUAAAUUUGAAAGAUUACGAUCGGCUUUGUUUGAAUGGACCAACAGUGAAAUGUUACGGAGAGACAGUUUGCAAAGUUGCAAAAGUAGAAUGUCUUCCAAAUAAAACAUGUGAUCCGUUGAUGGCAAUUUGCUCGGAUAAAUCUUUCGAGGACUAUCAAGACAGAAAAUUCAAUUAUACUUCUUCUCGUUAGGCACAUUUCCUUUUAUUUUUCGUAGUCACGCAAUGCAUUUUCCCAUGUUUUCCUUUUUGAUUGUUUUCAUUCACUUCAGUUUAUAGAAAUGAAGUUACUU